AACAUGGCGUGGCCGGUAACUGAUGUGUUGACGAAAAUGUUUUCAUUCUUUAUAAUAGCAUUGUUGAUCGAUAAAAUCACAGGUUUUGAUUAUGACUAUGUUACAUGUGGAUCUAGUUUAAAGCUAUUAAAUAGUUACCACAAUGUUCGCCUGCAUUCUCAUGAUGUCAAAUAUGGCUCUGGUAGUGGACAACAGUCAGUCACAGCUGUUGAUUCCUCCGAUGAUCACAAUAGUUACUGGCAGGUCCGAGGUAAAACUGGUAUUGGGUGUACACGAGGUCAGCCAGUAAAGUGCGGACAGACAGUGAGGCUUAUGCAUCUAAAUACACGACGCAACUUACACAGCCAUCACUUCCAGUCACCACUGUCACACAACCUGGAAGUGAGCGCCUUUGGAGAGAACGGCGAGGGAGAUGAAGGUGACAACUGGGUGGUUGUAUGUCCCGGACAGCACUGGAGCAGGAAGGAAAAGGUCAGGAUCAGGAAUGUUGUCACAGAAAAUUACUUACAUGUGGCUGGUGACACCUAUGGACGCCCGAUUCAUGGACAAAGGGAGGUAAGCGCAUAUCCAUCACCAUCAGAACUGAACUACUGGAUGGCUAAGGAGGGAAUAUAUGUGAAACCAACAUCGGAGUCUCCAUCUACAUUCAACCAUGAUGAGUUAUAGACAAGAAAACUGUACAAAGCGCUUUGUCUCACAAGUCAUUCCUAAAUGAAGAUUUCUAAACUGAAACAACAAGGAAUGAAAUGAAGACUAUCAUUUAUUUUUUGUUAAAAUUGAUUAUACCUGAACGUGAAAAAAAGUGGAUGUUAGUGAAUAAUGAUAAAUUACAUGCUUAGAGUGAAGAGGGAGGUAUUUAUAUAUAAAUUUACAAUGUGGAUUUCUCAUAGGGAUUCAAGUAUAUUUUGUUUGGGAAACUUCACACCCAUUUAUAUGGUUCCUUCCCUCAAACUUUUUAUUGCUCUCCACAAUAGAAGAGUUCCACAAAGGUAAACAAUUCAUCUUAUACACUCUGUGAUACUGUAGCUAUUACAGGUUAACCAUAGUAUAUGUUGUCCUUUCUGUUUUGACAAAGUUGAUUCAACACAGGGAAAUCUUUUUUUUUUUAAGAAGUCACUGAGUGAAAUUUUUUGAGGAAUGGAAAUAUUCAGUGUACAUUUAUCUCACCAUUUCAAAGGUGAAAAGAAUAAUUAAGAAAGAAAUGUCUUAAUCAUAGGUUAAGCUUUUUUACCUAUCGAUACCAGAUUUAAGAACACUUUCACUUUUCACAGAUGUUAGUAUUGAAUAUGCAAGGUAAAAAUGAUUAUGCAUUGGAUUUGGAUGUUAAGACAUCUUAUAAUAUAGAGGUAUCAUAUAUUUGUCUGUUGCUUAUUUUUUGUUUUUUCCAAAAAUGCUGUUUUGUUUUGGGACUUGUUUUUGUUGAUAGAUAAUAUUCCUGAGAUUCAGAUUCGUUAAAAUGCAUGUCCUUUACUGUUUGGCAUUAGAUUAUGAUACCCAAAAAUCAACUGAAAAUAGGCACCCACAAAAAUUAAUGAUUUAACAGUACCACAAAGAACACUAAAUGCUGGUGACUAGAUUAGAACUCUUUGAAGUGUAACAAGCACAUUCAAAUUGCAUAUUUUUGUUUCAAUUUUCAAAAUGCUGUUCUUAUUAUGUAUAACCCAACUUGGAUAUAGGGGUUAGAUAUUUAUGUUUUUUUCUAAGUGUCUGUUCAUGUGUCCAACUCAUUAACCUCUUAACAUUUAUUUCAUAUUCACAUCAUAGCAUCAUACCACCAAGGUCUAUCCCUAAUAAGAUUUUGGUAGUUAUUAGUCAAGGUAUAAAAGGUCAAAGUUCACCCCAUGACCUUUUUGGUAACCUUUUGCACAAGAUUAGGAAAAGGGAAGGAUAUCUAUGUCAGCCUCUGCUCAUUUUGACUCUAUUGAUAUAACUUAUAAUAAGUGAUGAUUGAUCAUUUUGUUCCUAACUACAGAGGUAUGACUAAUACAUCAUGAUGUUUUUCGAUCGAUCGUAAAAUCCUUUUAAGACCUCGUGGGAUUUUUUGUGAUUACACAAUUGUAAUUUUUCCUGAAAGUCAGAUAACAGCUAUUUCUGAUCAUAGCUAUAUAUUCCAAAUAUUAUGCACCAUAUUUUUGUGAAUGCUUUGCUUGAGACUUCCUGUUAAGGUUAGAACACAUGAAAUGGUGAUAAUAACGAUAAUGAUAAACUAAUCCCAACACUGCACUGUAUUCAUGAGAUUACAUGAUCACUGUAUGUUGUAUAUUAUCAGAGAUAUCAUUCAUGUUGAAAAUGUUGAAAAACAGGGAAAGCCAUGGUUACAAAACAUAUAUUUUUCUGUGUAAUAUACUAGAUGUGUAUGUGAUGAUAAUAAUUUCUUUUGAAUGACAUAAUGUACAUGUUUGUUAUAAAAGUUUUUGUAAAUUAUGUGUAAAAGUGUUCAUGCACCGAUGUGUGUUGUCUCCUGCUUCGUCACAAAAUUGUACAUGUCUCAACUAAAAUUAAAUUUGAAAAAUAAAA
Molecule: messenger RNA, 2517 nt
Organism: Ylistrum balloti
Lineage: Eukaryota; Metazoa; Mollusca; Bivalvia; Pectinida; Pectinidae
Product: stromal cell-derived factor 2-like
Exons: 6
Coding region: 4-666 (220 amino acids)
Source: RefSeq, a predicted model, not a curated record